Cooperia oncophora is the source of this 411-nucleotide messenger RNA. NCBI's taxonomy places the organism in Eukaryota, Metazoa, Nematoda, Chromadorea, Rhabditida, Trichostrongylidae. The record is from the annotation of a GenBank genome assembly.
AUGAGCUUUGUGAGGUUCUAUUUUAUAGGUCUUGGCGUAGUGGUUGUCUGUUUGGCAAUAGCUGGAAUCGGAUGUGCCCGACAAUCUCGCAAGGCGUUCAUGUUUGCCGGUGUCGGCCUUCUUCUCACAGUCCUGUUAUUCGCUGUUUCAAUGGCGUGUUGGCACUACGUAAACUAUCUCGAGCGAGCUGUGCUGGAGAUGUCACCAUUCUACAAGUCGUGGGAACCGAUCCUCAAGUCCACAACGCGCUUCAACUUUGGCUGGUCAUUAGUUGUGGCAUGGGUUGGAAUACUCUUUAUCUUAUUCGCUUCCGUCUUUUUCAUCUGUUCAGCCAGCCGAUUAAAGCCUGAGAGUGAUUUUUUUCCAUAUUUGGCUUUCUAUCAUAGUGACCAUGGUAAGUUACCUGAGUAA